Messenger RNA from Xylona heveae TC161, 486 nucleotides. Its product is annotated as ubiquitin-conjugating enzyme E2-16 kDa. The transcript has 5 exons. Gene Ontology annotation, biological process: protein polyubiquitination; ubiquitin-dependent protein catabolic process. Gene Ontology annotation, molecular function: ubiquitin conjugating enzyme activity. The record is from RefSeq and is a predicted model, not a curated record. Gene Ontology annotation, cellular component: nucleus. Lineage: Eukaryota; Fungi; Ascomycota; Xylonomycetes; Xylonales; Xylonaceae. The annotation marks the transcript as partial.
UCCUCGUCAUCUCCACAACCUUAUACCCCGCACAACACAAAAAUGGCUCUCAAGCGAAUCAACAAGGAACUUACGGACCUUGGCCGUGACCCUCCUUCAUCAUGCUCUGCUGGACCUAUCCAGGAAGAUUUGUUCCACUGGCAGGCGACUAUCAUGGGCCCCAGCGACAGCCCCUACUCCAGCGGUGUUUUCUUCCUCGAGAUCAACUUCCCCACCGACUACCCUUUCAAGCCUCCUAAGCUGCAGUUCAAGACUCGCAUCUACCACCCCAACAUCAACUCAAAUGGCAGCAUCUGCUUAGACAUCCUUCGGGACCAAUGGAGCCCGGCUUUGACCAUCUCCAAGGAAGUUCUCCUUUCGAUCUGUUCCAUGCUCACCGACCCCAACCCCGACGACCCUCUGGUGCCUGAGAUUGCUCAUGUCUACAAAACCGAUCGUGCCCGGUACGAGGCUACGGCUCGGGAGUGGACGAGAAAGUACGCAAUC